Pezoporus flaviventris is the source of this 2870-nucleotide messenger RNA. RefSeq names its product TRAF3 interacting protein 1 (gene IFT54). The transcript is spliced from 15 exons. Gene Ontology annotation, molecular function: microtubule binding. Lineage: Eukaryota; Metazoa; Chordata; Aves; Psittaciformes; Psittacidae. Gene Ontology annotation, cellular component: ciliary basal body; centrosome; intraciliary transport particle B. Gene Ontology annotation, biological process: intraciliary transport; regulation of microtubule cytoskeleton organization; cilium assembly. The record is from RefSeq and is a predicted model, not a curated record. Bases 31 to 2022 code for a protein of 663 amino acids.
CGGCGGUGGCGGCGCCGUCCCGCCGCCGCUAUGAACGAGGCCGUGGUGCGGCUCACGCAGGAGUCCUUGGGCCGGGUGAUCCGCAAGCCGCCGCUCACCGACCGGCUGCUCAGUAAGCCGCCCUUCCGCUACCUGCACGACGUGAUCACCGAGGUAAUUAGAGUGACAGGCUUUAUGAAAGGACUUUACACGGAUUUUGAGUUGAAAUCAGAUAACGUUAAGGAUAAAGAUGCCAAAAUCAGCUUCCUUCAGAAGGCAAUUGAUGCUGUUGUGAUGGUUACAGGAGAGCCACUGUCAGUGAAACCAGCGCGUGUUGUGGCUGGGCAUGAACCUGAGAAAACCAAUGAAUUUCUUCAGGCAAUUGGGAAGUGUUGCUUAAAUAAGCUGUCCAGUGAUGCUGCUGUUAAAAGGAUCUUAGCUGGAGAAAAAGCUGAUGCUAAAGAGAAACCUCCCACCUCUAAGUCUCGAGAGAAAGAAAGCAGAGAAUCCAAAUCAGAGGUGCGAAAGAGCCAUAGAGAUAAAGAGAGUAGAGGAGGUUCUGAAAUUAAAGACAGAAGCUCAAGUGGAGGCAGAAGAGCCAAAGGAGACUUGAAAGAGAGUGAAGGAAGGGAAAAGGAAAGCAAUAAGCAUAAGGAUAAUGAAGACAGACACAAAGACCAUGAAAGAGACACGUUUAAGGAAGGAGAAAAACAAGAAAGGGAAAGAAGCAGAACAACCAAGAAAGGAAGAGAAACAGAAAAACACAGGAGCAGAGGAGACAUAGAACAAGAAGAUGAACUCAAGCAUGAUAAAGGACAGGAAAGAGAGAAAAAAUAUGAAGGAGCAAGAGAAAAGGACACACUGAAAGGAAGAGACAAAGAUAAGGCUAGGGACAGAGAACGGGAGAAAGACAGAGAGAGAGGGAAAGAUCGGGAAAGGGAUAGAAAAAGGGACAGAGAAAAAGAUGUAGAGCGCUUAAGAGAACAUGGAAAUGAUAAAGCAGAGAAAAAGUCUGCAGAUGCUGAGGAAUCCACACAUAGAAAACCACAGAGGCCAACUGAAGACGGCACGUGCCAACUUGAGAAUGAAAAUUCUUCAGGAAUCUCAAGGCAGCCUUCAACAAAAGGAGCAAGGCAACACGCCAGACCCAGAGGAGAAGAAGCUGUGGAAAUGAAGGGCGUGGCAGAUAGGAUUUCAGAGGACAGUGUUGCUAAACUGCAAGAGCAAGCUGAACCAGGACUUGAAGAGAAAGAAGAAGUGGAGGAUGUGGCUCCUGAGAAGCCUGCAGAAAAUGGUGAAGUACCUCUUGACCUUCCACCUCAGCCCAUCCAAAGGCGAAUUCCCCGUCCUGGCAGUGCAAGACCAGCACCACCCAGAGUGAAACGUCCAGAAAGCGCUGAGCUCUUACCUCCAGAAAGGAGUGGUAGUGGUAAAACAGUCUCAAACGUCAUCAUAGACCAGCAGAUUUCUGAUGAUGAUGAUGACCAGUUUGUGGUGGAGGCAGCACUGCCACUGCCCGAAGUGCCACAUAUGGAAAUGGAGCCAGAAGUGGAGCUGGUUGAGGAUCAAAAGCAUGGUGGGCUUGUAAAAAGACUCCUGGAAACAAAGAAGGAUUAUGAAGCAUCACAGAUAUCCUCAAAGACGACAGAGAGGGAGAAGCCCUUUGUGUCAGAAGCAGCCAGGAAAAGAGAGAGAGACUUGGUAGCCAAAGAAAUUGAGAAGUUUCAGGUCUCUAUUCAGACUCUGUGCAGGAGUGCUCUGACACUUGGCAGGAUCAUGGAUUACAUCCAGGAAGAUAUGGAUGCCAUGAAGAACGAGUUGCAGAUGUGGCGGCAGGAGAACAGGCAGCACGCAGAAACUCUACAGAAGGAGCAGAGCAUCACAGACAGCGCUGUUGAACCAUUAAAAGCUGAUCUGGCUGAACUGGACCAGUUGAUUAAAGACCAGCAAGACAAGAUAUGUGCUGUAAAAGCUAAUAUUAUAAAGAAUGAAGAGAAAAUCCGGAGGAUGGUUCUUAACAUAAACCUGUCUUCCAAAAGGUGAAGAACUGGAAUUGACUGACAUUGCUACCAAAUAAAAACCAAAUAGCAGAAAAAAUGAAGAUAUCUGUUGUUGAGAUAUAAAAUGUUUAGGGACCCAAAGCCUAAAACUUGUAUAAAAGCCCAUUAUUGCAUUGAUCUUUAGAAGUUGAUAUUACUUGGGAUAGAAUGAUAUUCAUUUGAAUGCUCAAGUUGUAGAGCUAUUAAAAUAACUUGUUUGUUUAAAUGUGAACUGCUGUUACUCACCAGGUCCUCACAGCCCUUUUUCCCCUCCCUGGCCUGUUGAGCACAGUUUCUGAGCCACUUCUCUUUCCAUCUCCUUUUCAUUGCCACUGAGGUUCCUGUUGAACGCGCUGUCAUGAUACUAAUUUUGCCCCCUUAAAAAGUCAUGAAAUCAUAACCUCAUAGAAUACCAGGUUGGAAGGGACCUCAAGGAUCAUCUGGUCCAACCUUCUCUUUAUAGUUUGAAUGUAUAUAUUUGAUCAGAAGUUGGAAACAACCAGUCUCCUGCAGGUCAGAAGGUUCCUGGAUCCUGUUUGUUAUAAAGAGGGAAGAUUAUCUACAAACCAAAGAUCAAGAAGUAAAGCCUUGUGUAACCUACACUUCUUUGCAUCAUUACAGAAAUGGUGUCAUGUGUUCAGAGCCAUUGGGAAUCUUACUGGGAACAACUGAAAAUGCAAUCCAUGCAUCACUGUGUAAGGGAGCAGAAGUAUUUUAUCUGCACAGGUGUUAAUUCCAUUUUUAUUGCAUCUGUUCAUUUGGAAAGGAUUAAUUUAAGUGCCUCUUUCCUCCCAGAUGCAUGUUUCUGUAACAUUUUGUAUGUGAAUAAUUCCACUAAUUUAUUUUACUCAA